UAAGGUAUACGUGAUCAAAAAAGAAUAAGGUGUAGACACUUGCGGUAGAGGUUCUAACAUACAGAGUUGAUAAAAGUAGUCUUUACAACAUGUUAAAGGACUAAUUUAGUUUUCUCGUCACGAAAAUGGGCAACCAAAACAUGACAAAAAAGUUUCUGCAUUGUAUUUGUUUGUAUUUGAUAUUUCCUUGUGCAGAGCUUGUAACCUGGGUUACGAUAACGCCAGACAUUAACAGACUACGCGAAGUAGAAGGUGCAUAUGUCCAAUUUACCUGCCAAACAUCGCCGGUAGUCCCCGCCCCGACUGUCCGGUGGUUCAAAGCUGAAAACAAGUCCGACAUUCCCCCUAUGGAAUUCACAGAUGGUUCUCAAAUCUCCAUACACCCUAAUAUAUCUGGAACGAUCAGUUCAUUAAAAAUAAUACCAAGGAUGAAUGACAGCGGCAUUGUCAUAUAUUGCAAGGCGAUGAUUAACUUUACCGAAGUUGAAUCACAGAGGAGAGUGAGUCUGGAUGUCAUGUACCCGCCGGGACGCCCAAUUUGUACAUACCGUGGUCGUGAGGUGACGUUUGUUCUGCGUGUCAUUAAGGGAUCCGACUUUGACGUUUGUUGUACCAGUGACAGCUACCCAUCUCCAAAGUAUGAGUGGCACAUGUUUGACGGUUCUAAGUUAUCUGGUGCAUGUAUGACGUUGUUCAACAUACAAACGUCCAAUUCUGGCAUGUAUGGAAUCAUAGCUACAAAUGUGAUGAAUCUUACAUUAGGUCCAUCAAUGACUGGGUUCAGCAGCAUAUCAAUUGUUGUUGAUGUUUUGUAUCAACCUAUCCUUCCUACGCUGACCGUAACCAACAUAUCCUUGCCAGAGACAUUCCGAAUAACCAGCGGAACCGAUGUUCAGGUUUCGUGUUUGAGCCAUGGUAACCCUUUGCCACGUUAUGUCUGGUCGAGGAGAUCGAAGGAUUCAAUUGCAAACACAUCUAUGCCAAUUGCAAACACAUCUGUGCUGACCUUGACCAACGUGCAGCACCCAACGCAUACUGGUCUGUAUGUAUGCACUGUCAUGAACGACAUGCCCCCAACGUUUGACGAGUUUGUGCAAGGAAGUGCAGUUUCUCAUGCGUUUAUAGAUGUUCUCUAUGGACCAGAGGUCCAAAAGAUGAAUGAUCAAACGUUUCAGGAAGGCAGUCGAUUUCAGUUCGAUUGCCCGGUAACCUCUGGAAAUCCUUCGGAUAUUUCAGUUCUUUGGACACGCGAAACAUCUAGCGCACAGUGGGCCGCUAAGACGUUAACCAUACCGUCAGUGCAUUUUAGUGACGCCGACUUCUAUACCUGUACAGCGUCUAACGUGCUCUUUCCGAGUUUCGGAGAGUCACAAGUGCGGAUUGAUGCGGGAAGCUUUCGGCUGAUGGUUGUUCCGGUUAAUGACCAAAAAACAUCUUACACUGGAGCUAUUGUUGGCGGCAUAAUUUCGGGCAUCACUCUGGUAACCAUAGUAACUGUGUUGGUCUGUUUACUGAACAAGAAUGGUCUCCUUCAUAAAUGCAUCAAGAAGAAGAAUGCCACUGUGCACUGUGAAAUUGUGAAAUAGACAAAAAUUUCUGACCUAAUCCAAUGGCGGACAAUACAGAGUUGUUAAUAAUUAUGAAAUGUUACUCUUAGAAAAGUAAAAUUUACAUUUAGAACAUUGUUAAUUUUGGAGUAUAAAACUUGAAUAGCAAUUUUCAAGGAACAAUGAUGAAAAAUAACAGUUGUUGUUUAUAAGUUUGAUGUCGAUUCCCUACGCUACGGAGCAAAGAUGCAUAUAAAUAGAAACGCAUAUCUGCAACUGAAUAACUGAGUCAAAUAUAAUAGAUUUCCUAAUUUUUCGUCGAAAUGGAUGACUUAUUGUUUUAACAUAAUGUUUUCCAUGAAAUUAUUUUAGGUAGCUUAUUAGUGUCCACUCUUUUAUGCGAUAUUCGAUAAAUUGGCAACAAGAUUCAGCAACAUCGCUUAUUUUUAACAUGAUAUUCGAAUUAAGAAUCAUGUGUUACAUAUUCAAGAUCAUCGGUGUGCAUGUUAAGCAAAACGCUUAUCAUCGGUAUUUGCAUUCGGAUAAGGCAUCCAUCCCUUCGUGUUGAUACUUAUAUCAGUUAAUGUAUUAAUAAUUACAUCGCUCUGUGUCUUUCAUUUGAUCAUUUCCUAGAGUGCGCGCGGUUUGCUAUUUAAUUUCAAAACAUCAUUCUCAUUCAUGUUCGCAUAUUGAAAUGUAUUUACAAUGAGCACUCGUAACUGGUAUCUAUAUACAAGUAUAUCUUUAAGCUACCACAUUAUUUGCAUAAAAGAUGCGAUCAACAUGAUUUCAAGUAAUUUUUUUUUAAUUAUCAUGUUUUUACUUAA
Molecule: messenger RNA, 2374 nt
Organism: Dreissena polymorpha
Lineage: Eukaryota; Metazoa; Mollusca; Bivalvia; Myida; Dreissenidae
Product: kin of IRRE-like protein 2
Exons: 7
Coding region: 126-1586 (486 amino acids)
Biological process (GO): cell-cell adhesion
Cellular component (GO): cell-cell junction
Molecular function (GO): cell adhesion molecule binding
Source: RefSeq, a predicted model, not a curated record